AUGCUUACCGGAUACCCACCAUUUCAAUCGAAGACCCAAGAAGAAAUAUAUAAGAAGGUUAGAAGCCUCACAUACGUAUGGCCCAAAGAUGGAGAUUGCCCCAAUCAUAUUCCCGACGAGGUCAAGGCCUUGGUGAGCUGCUGCCUUAAUCUUGACGAGAAAGAGCGCCCAGAACCCGACGAUAUCGUGGAGCACCAAUUCUUCAACAUGUAUCACGGAUGUAUACCCAAACGACUCGAUCCGAUAUGCAGACUUCAGAAACCGACAUGGCUUCGAUCGAUAGAGCCAAAAGGGGACUGCAUGACGUACGGCAAUGGGUUAGAUUAUGACGAGAAGUUUGCCAGCUAUGUCAAGGAUAUUGACGAUCCCAUUCUGCGCUACCGGACGUGUAAAGCAGCCUUUUACAGCUCUUGUGGUGUGGGCAGGAAACCGGACGGCUCGGCGCGAAAAUCGACCGGUCAGAACUCCUCGAAAUCAGCGUUUGCUGAGUGCUUGGCCGAGGAAGAGAAGGGUCUCCAGCCUUUGAUCCCUCUGCCGGAAGACAUUGUCUAUAGCUAUCCGCAUAUUUACAUGGGCGAUUGGAGCGCCCCGGACCCUGCUCCGAUGCGGAGGGAUGACUCUUCCUUGGACAGUAGUGUUCUGUCCGCCAAAAGCAACGUCACAACUCUCCGAACCACGUCAAUAUCUCAAUCACGCACGCAAGUCGCGCUGGCAGCGGCACAGCAGCGGCGGACCGAAUCUCAAAGCCACGCGGCCACGCUUCGCCAACAAGCGCUAACAGGCAAGACAACCGUGAGAAAAGUUCCUUCACUUUGCGAUCCACCGGUACCGACAAGCAAAGUGAUGCCCGACGUGCGGGACACAGGGCUCAAUUCAGCGCCUACCGGAGGCUUUGCUGACCGACCAAUUCGAACCAGGCGCGGUGCUGCCGCCUCAUACUCCGGUACUGGUUCAGUUCGGGGUCUAAACGCAGCACCCCCAACGUCCCAAGCCGGUGACGAGCUUGGUAUGUUGACCGUGGGAAAGACACGCUCUCAGUCCCGAAAACUAGAAGCCGCAGGCCACGAUGUGGCCCAGCCACUCCCAACGCUGAAAGAGCGGUCCGCAUCAACAGCCCUCGAAAGCCUGCCAUCUAGGCCGAGACAGCCAUCCGUGCGGUCAGCCGUUAAAGCCUCGAUGGAAAGUACGACCAGAAGGCCAGCUCCUGAAAAGAUUGCCGAACCUGAAGUAGUCCGCAAGGAAGAUCCUCCCCCACGGCCACGGCCCCAAUCUUAUCCUCAACCGAUCAGUCGGACUGGAAGCAAGGCUUCAUUGACGACUGCUAGUAAGCCGAGAUCGACUCUUGGUUUGCAUUCCCUUCUCCACUCGGAUGAUCCCUGCGAAAUAAUACCAGGUUCCUCGGUCGAUGAUGUGAAGAUGGAUUUACGCAAUAUGCUUUCUAACCUAGUACCUCACUCAUCUGCUCGACGGCGGGCAGCGUCACGCCGGGCCCCUCACGCAUAUGUCAUCAAGUGGGUCGACUAUACGAAUCGGUACGGAAUUGGGUACGUGCUGGACGAUGGUAGCGUUGGCUGUGUUUUCAAAGCCGAGAACGGACAGCCCGCUAGCGGCGUCGUGGUUCGAGAUGGUGAGAAGCACAUUCGGCGCAAAGCUCGAAGUCAGGAAAAGGCUGAUACCGAGUCCCGCCCUUAUUCUGAGGCUGAUCAGCUCGUCCCCCGUCAUGGGAAGGCCGUGGAGUUCUACGAGAAUUGUAGCAAUGAUCUUGUUGAAUGCCGCGGCGGGAUCCGCCGGGCUUUUAUCCCGCCCUCAUUGUUUGAGGUCAAAGGGUCUAGUGGAGGGGUCAAGGUCCGCACGGACUCUGGAGUCGACCGAGCUCGCGCCGACGCUGAAAAGAUUAAGCGCGUGAAGCUCGUGGACCAAUUCGGCAAAUAUAUGAUCGGGUCCCUGGGCCGACAUGGCGAGGAGGGGUUACUCGAUGAUCCGAUGACGGAUGGUUCACCUGGCCAGUUCGUCAAGUUCUACCAGCGAUUGGGCAAUGUUGGAGUCUGGGGCUUUGGAGAUGGAGCUUUCCAAUUCAACUUCCCUGAUCACACGAAGCUAGUACUGGCACCGGGGCGUACGAGGAACUCCUCUCCUUGGAUGGACUUUUACCACCUCUCGCCGUCUGCUGCCCGUUACCUCGCCACGAAGGGGAGGAUGCACCCUUCUGGAUUCGAUACCCGAGCCGUGGUCUCCGAUGAAGUGGCUACCUUCCUUAGUAUCGCUUAUGGCACGAGUACUAGCUUGUUGGAUGAGCGUAUCAAGGACGUCCUGGACGCAAACUCCUUCCUACAGAAAAUCAGCUUCAUUAAAGACGUGCUGAAAAACUGGAUCCGGCAGGGACGGCUGGGAGGACGACCGUCACACGAAAAGGUGGGGACUGAGAUGUUUUGGGAGGGCGCGCAGGAGCGCGUACAGUCGAGCAGUGGUGGAGGUAGCAAAUUUGUAUGGGUUACGGUGGGAGCGCCAGGAGGAGAUGGAGAGUACCGCUCCGUCUCGCUGAGAGACAAGAAGGGCACCAGCAGUAAUGGAGAAGUGGAUCAGGAGAUCGAAGCACUAAAGGAGCGACUGCGGCUAGCGGGCUUAUGA
Molecule: messenger RNA, 2628 nt
Organism: Aspergillus calidoustus
Lineage: Eukaryota; Fungi; Ascomycota; Eurotiomycetes; Eurotiales; Aspergillaceae
Source: the annotation of a GenBank genome assembly